Molecule: messenger RNA, 4084 nt
Organism: Hirundo rustica (Barn swallow)
Lineage: Eukaryota; Metazoa; Chordata; Aves; Passeriformes; Hirundinidae
Product: DNA-directed RNA polymerase II subunit RPB1-like
Exons: 23
Biological process (GO): DNA-templated transcription
Cellular component (GO): RNA polymerase II, core complex
Molecular function (GO): DNA binding
Source: RefSeq, a predicted model, not a curated record
AGCGCGGAGCGGCCGCAGCGGAGGAAGGGGAAGCUCCGCUGCCGGCGGGGCUCCGUCAGGCGCCCGUUCCCGGUUCCCCGGUGGGGUUCCAACUCUUCCCCCAGCCCCUCCGUGAAGGGGUCGAUUCCGAGCAGUCGGAGCGGCGCGAGGCCGCGGCCCCACCGGCGCCAUGCACGGCGGGCCGCCCUCGGGCGACAGCGCCUGCCCGCUGCGCACCAUCAAACGAGUCCAGUUCGGCAUCCUGAGCCCCGAUGAGAUGAAACGGAUGUCGGUGACCGAGGGGGGCAUCAAGUACCCCGAAACCACCGAGGGGGGACGCCCCAAACUUGGGGGGCUCAUGGACCCCCGGCAGGGCGUCAUCGAGAGGACGGGGCGCUGCCAGACCUGUGCUGGGAACAUGACGGAGUGUCCGGGCCACUUCGGCCACAUCGAGCUGGCCAAGCCCGUGUUCCACGUGGGCUUCCUGGGGAAAACCAUGAAAAUCCUGCGCUGCGUCUGCUUCUUCUGCUCCAAGCUGCUCGUGGACUCGAACAACCCCAAGAUCAAGGACAUCCUGGGCAAGUCCAAGGGGCAGCCCAAGAAGAGGCUGACGCACGUCUACGACCUGUGCAAGGGCAAGAACAUCUGCGAGGGCGGCGAGGAGAUGGACCACAAGUUCGGGGUGGAGCAGCCCGAGGGCGACGAGGACCUCACCAAGGAGAAGGGCCACGGCGGCUGCGGGCGCUACCAGCCGCGCAUCCGGCGCUCGGGGCUGGAGCUCUACGCCGAGUGGAAGCACGUCAACGAGGACUCGCAGGAGAAGAAGAUCCUGCUGAGCCCCGAGCGCGUGCACGAGAUCUUCAAGCGCAUCUCGGACGAGGAGUGCUUCGUGCUGGGCAUGGACCCCAAAUUCGCCCGGCCCGAGUGGAUGGUGUGCACCGUGCUGCCCGUGCCGCCGCUGUCCGUGCGCCCGGCCGUGGUCAUGCAGGGCUCGGCCCGAAACCAGGAUGACCUGACCCACAAACUGGCCGACAUCGUCAAGAUCAACAACCAGCUGCGGCGCAACGAGCAGAACGGCGCGGCCGCGCACGUCAUCGCCGAGGACGUCAAGCUGCUGCAGUUCCACGUGGCCACCAUGGUGGACAACGAGCUGCCCGGCCUGCCCCGGGCCAUGCAGAAGUCGGGGCGCCCCUUGAAGUCCCUGAAGCAGCGGCUGAAGGGGAAGGAGGGCCGGGUCCGGGGGAACCUCAUGGGCAAGCGCGUGGAUUUCUCCGCCCGCACCGUCAUCACCCCCGACCCCAACCUGGCCAUCGACCAGGUGGGAGUGCCGCGCUCCAUCGCCGCCAACAUGACCUUUGCCGAGAUCGUCACCCCCUUCAACAUCGACAGGCUGCAGGAGCUGGUGCGCAGGGGGAACAGCCAGUACCCGGGGGCCAAGUACAUCAUCAGGGACAACGGCGACAGGAUCGACCUCCGCUUCCACCCCAAACCCAGCGACCUGCACCUGCAGAUCGGAUACAAGGUGGAGCGUCACAUGUGCGACGGGGACAUCGUCAUCUUCAACCGGCAGCCCACGCUGCACAAGAUGUCCAUGAUGGGCCACAGGGUCAGGAUCCUGCCCUGGUCCACCUUCCGUCUGAACCUGAGCGUCACCACGCCCUACAACGCCGACUUUGACGGCGACGAGAUGAACCUGCACCUGCCGCAGUCGCUGGAGACGCGCGCCGAGAUCCAGGAGCUGGCCAUGGUGCCCAGGAUGAUCGUCACCCCCCAGAGCAACCGGCCCGUCAUGGGCAUCGUGCAGGACACGCUGACGGCCGUGCGCAAGUUCACCAAGAGGGACGUCUUCCUUGAGAGGGGCGAGGUGAUGAACCUGCUGAUGUUCCUGUCCACGUGGGACGGCAAGGUGCCCCAGCCGGCCAUCCUGAAGCCGCGGCCGCUGUGGACCGGGAAGCAGAUCUUCUCGCUCAUCAUCCCCGGCCACAUCAACUGCAUCCGCACGCACAGCACCCACCCCGACGACGAGGACAGCGGCCCCUACAAGCACAUCUCCCCCGGGGACACCAAGGUGAUCGUGGAGAACGGGGAGCUGAUCAUGGGCAUCCUGUGCAAGAAGUCCCUGGGGACGUCGGCCGGGUCCCUGGUGCACAUCUCCUACCUGGAGAUGGGCCACGACACCACGCGCCUCUUCUACAGCAACAUCCAGACCGUCAUCAACAACUGGCUGCUCAUCGAGGGUCACACCAUCGGCAUCGGGGACUCCAUCGCCGACGCCAAGACCUACCAGGACAUCCAGAACACCAUCAAGAAGGCCAAGCAGGACGUCAUCGAGGUGAUCGAGAAGGCCCACAACAACGAGCUGGAGCCCACCCCGGGCAACACCCUGCGGCAGACCUUCGAGAACCAGGUGAACCGCAUCCUCAACGACGCCCGCGACAAGACCGGCUCCUCGGCGCAGAAGUCCCUGUCCGAGUACAACAACUUCAAGUCCAUGGUGGUCUCGGGGGCCAAGGGCUCCAAGAUCAACAUCUCCCAGGUGAUCGCCGUGGUGGGCCAGCAGAACGUGGAGGGCAAGCGCAUCCCCUUCGGCUUCAAGCACCGCACGCUGCCGCACUUCAUCAAGGACGACUACGGCCCCGAGAGCCGCGGCUUCGUGGAGAACUCGUACCUGGCGGGGCUGACGCCCACCGAGUUCUUCUUCCACGCCAUGGGCGGGCGCGAGGGCCUCAUCGACACCGCCGUCAAGACGGCCGAGACCGGGUACAUCCAGCGGCGCCUGAUCAAGUCCAUGGAGUCGGUGAUGGUCAAGUACGACGCCACGGUGAGGAACUCCAUCAACCAGGUGGUGCAGCUGCGCUACGGCGAGGACGGGCUGGCCGGGGAGAGCGUGGAGUUCCAGAACCUGGCCACCCUCAAACCCUCCAACAAAGCCUUCGAGAAGAAGUUCAAGUUCGACUACACCAACGAGCGGGCGCUGCGCCGGACGCUGCAGGAGGAGCUGGUCAAGGACAUCCUGUCCAACGCGCACAUCCAGAACGAGCUGGAGCGCGAGUUCGAGCGCAUGCGCGAGGACAGGGAGGUGCUCAGGGUCAUCUUCCCCACGGGGGACAGCAAGGUGGUGCUCCCCUGUAACCUGCUCCGCAUGAUCUGGAACGCGCAGAAGAUUUUCCACAUCAACUCGCGCCUGCCCUCGGACCUGCACCCCGUCAAGGUGGUGGAGGGGGUGAAGGAGCUGAGCCGGAAGCUGGUGAUCGUGAACGGGGAGGAUCCCCUGAGCCGGCAGGCGCAGGAGAACGCGACGCUGCUCUUCAACAUCCACCUGCGCUCCACGCUCUGCAGCCGCCGCAUGGUGGAGGAGUUCCGCCUCAGCGGGGAGGCCUUCGACUGGCUGCUGGGGGAGAUCGAGUCCAAGUUCAACCAGGCCAUCGCGCACCCCGGCGAGAUGGUGGGCGCUCUGGCCGCGCAGUCUCUGGGCGAGCCGGCCACGCAGAUGACCCUCAACACCUUCCACUACGCCGGCGUGUCGGCCAAGAACGUCACGCUGGGCGUGCCGCGCCUCAAGGAGCUCAUCAACAUCUCCAAGAAGCCCAAGACGCCGUCGCUCACCGUGUUCCUGCUGGGACAGAGCGCCCGCGACGCCGAGCGCGCCAAGGACAUCCUGUGCCGCCUGGAGCACACCACGCUGCGCAAGGUGACGGCCAACACCGCCAUCUACUACGACCCGAACCCCCAGAGCACGGUGGUGGCCGAGGACCAGGAGUGGGUCAACGUCUACUACGAGAUGCCCGACUUCGACGUCAGCCGCAUCUCGCCCUGGCUGCUGCGCGUGGAGCUGGACCGCAAGCACAUGACGGACCGCAAGCUCACCAUGGAGCAGAUCGCCGAGAAGAUCAACGCCGGCUUCGGCGACGACCUCAACUGCAUCUUCAACGACGACAACGCCGAGAAGCUGGUGCUGCGCAUCCGCAUCAUGAACAGCGACGAGAACAAGAUGCAGGAGGAGGAGGAGGUGGUGGACAAGAUGGACGACGACGUCUUCCUGCGCUGCAUCGAGUCCAACAUGCUGACGGACAUGACGCUGCAGGGCAUCGAGCAGAUCAGCAAG